UGCAGGACAGCUGCCGGCGAUAAAGAUCCAACUUGCGACAGCCCACCACGAGAGACCGAGCCGUCAUGGCGGACAUUGGUUGGCUGUCUGAGCACAUGGAGAUUCCCACUGUCGGAGUGGCGUAACCGUUCUGCUGCAGACAUAUUAAGGCAUUCCAGACCCGUCCUUCCCACAUUCUCCCGGUCUCCUCCCUUGAUUGUCUCACGUUCCUUCCCAAAGCUUGUGGUCGCACAUACCUCACGUACUGUUUGUUGGCUUAUCACGGCACCCUGUUGGCUGACCUCAACCUAUUCCAAUCCCAACCAUCACAAAAAAUCAACGGCAAUACCAAAACCAUGUCCAGCGCAAAGACCACCUCUGUGCCAGACGGCGAUGUACCGCAGCUGAACACCCUCCGCCACCUUCUCACAUAUCCCGCCGUUCAGGAUAGCGUCAGGGUCUUCAAGUCGAACCCGCUUGGGAGGAUGUCCAUUCAGCUUAGCAACUCGGCGUACAACAUGACGGCGCCCAUGCUGUCGAUGCUGAACAAGCCGUACGGGUAUGUGGAGCCCUACGUGAAGCGGGUGGACGAGCUCGGCGACCAGACGCUGUCCAAGGUGGAGGAGAAGUUUCCGGUCGUCAAGAAGCCGUCGCCCGAGCUCCUAAACGAGGCCAAGCAGGUGGUCUACGGCCCAGUCAAGCACGUGACCGAGGUAUACAACGGCAAGUACCAGCAGACCAGCGGCGGGUACGCCGUCGCCAGCGGCAAGGCGGCGGUCAUGACAGCGGCCGUCAUCACGGGCGAGGGCCUUGUCUACGCCGCGCGCAGCCUCCUCAAGUGGACCGAGUCCCUGCACCUCGGCGAAACCAUCAAGGCCAAGGUCGACAACCUCGAGGCCGCCGUCGCCCGGCAAGAGCAGAACGCCGAGUCUCAGAACGGACGCCAGCCGAAGAGCGCGAGCUCUUGAGAAGGUGUGGUGUGGGCAUAAUCGGUGGCAGAUCUAGUAGGCGUCAAACGUCAAACCCCCAAAAACUCUCAACUACAGCAAAGAGACAGCGGCUAGUCCUGUGGAUGGUGAGAAAGUGCAUAUUGCCGGAUCGGAAUGGAGGGAGCUGGAGCUUUAUCCUGGGAUUUCGGAUGUGCCUCGACGGCGAAAGGAGCCCCUCAUUGGGCUUCGGAGCCACUCAGUGCAGGCUUCUCCUUGGUGAAGAUUAAUAUCGUUCUAGUAGGAUGGAAACUGUCUGAUUAAGGCGCGGGUUGGUAAAUAUGGAAUAGAGAGAUAAUUACUCUCAUGA
Chaetomium strumarium is the source of this 1275-nucleotide messenger RNA. RefSeq lists its product as uncharacterized. The transcript has 3 exons. Bases 336 to 947 code for a protein of 203 amino acids. Lineage: Eukaryota; Fungi; Ascomycota; Sordariomycetes; Sordariales; Chaetomiaceae. The record is from RefSeq and is a predicted model, not a curated record.